AUGACGAAGACUCAACAUGAUAAAUUAUGUGAUAUUAAUGAUCAAAUUUCAUCAAAUAUCAAUUCAGACGUAACUUUAAAAGAAAUACCAGUGAAAAUUUCAUGUUUUAAUUAUCUAAAACAACGACCUUGGCUAAUAAUUGUACUUAUUUUAUAUGCUAUUGCAAUGAUUACUAUCGUAAUUGGUGUUACAACUGUUGAAAUUAUUCUUCUUCGUCAAACAACAACACCAACUACAACGACGACAAUUGCACCCUUAAUUUGUUUUACAAUUCCCACAUCUCGUCCAUCAAAUGCUUGGUAUUCUGUAGGUAAUAUGUCAAUUACUCGACAAUACUAUACAAGUACUUAUCUUGCACAAGAUAAUUCAGUUUUAAUUGCUGGUGGUUUAAAUGGAAUAUCAUUAAAAUCAACAGAAAUCUAUAAUCAAUCAACAGGUUGCUUUAUAAAUGGAACUGAUAUGCCACGAGCACGUUAUUAUCAUACAGCUGAUAUAUUACCUGCAUUUCCUAAUUAUAUUCUUUUAGCUGGUGGUGUAGGGUCAAGUGGAACAUUGAAUGUUAGUGAUUUAUUUGAUCCAAAAACAGGUAAUACAUUAACAAUCGCUAUGUCAACAAUGCGUUAUGCACAUGGAUCAGCAAUAUUUGGUUCAACACAAUUAGUUGUUAUUGGCGGACAAGGCGCUGUUCAAUUAGAUACAGGUGAUGCUAUCUCAAGUGGAUCAAUAACAACAUUUUCUAUGAGUUUAAAUACAAUGAUUGUACCUCGUCUUUCGCAUACAGUAACAAGACUUGGAAAUAAUUCUGGAAUUAUUUUAGUUGCUGGUGGUUAUCAGGGUUCAACAUAUUAUUCUUCNUCAGCAAUAUUUGGUUCAACACAAUUAGUUGUUAUUGGCGGACAAGGCGCUGUUCAAUUAGAUACAGGUGAUGCUAUCUCAAGUGGAUCAAUAACAACAUUUUCUAUGAGUUUAAAUACAAUGAUUGUACCUCGUCUUUCGCAUACAGUAACAAGACUUGGAAAUAAUUCUGGAAUUAUUUUAGUUGCUGGUGGUUAUCAGGGUUCAACAUAUUAUUCUUCUACAGAAUUAUAUUAUGGUGCAUCAAAUAUGUUCUUUUCAUUAGGAUCCGGUGGUGCAAUGCCAACAGCACGUGCUUAUCAUACCGCAUCUUAUUUACCAACUGUUAAUAAAGUAUUAAUAACAGGUGGACAUCGUGAUAAUUGGAAUACUCAAAAUACAAUGAUUCUUUUUGAUGUUCUUACUUAUUCUUUUUCAACUUUAACGAGUACAAUGUCAACAUUCCGAUCAUGGCAUACAGCAACAUUAUUACCAAAUGGAAAAGUAUUAAUUGUUGGUGGAAGUACUGGUUCAGUGAUAACACCUACUUGUGAUGUUAUUGAUCCAUCGAAUAAUUAUCUAACAACACCAGUAGCUAAUCUUAGUUUUGCAAGAUAUAAACAUACUGCAACAUUAUUACCAAAUAAUGAUCAAAGUACAGUUUUAGUUUGUGGUGGUUACUCACCAACAAGUGUUCCACUAAAUUCGUGUGAACUUUAUUUUGUUUAA
Messenger RNA from Adineta ricciae, 1563 nucleotides. Lineage: Eukaryota; Metazoa; Rotifera; Eurotatoria; Adinetida; Adinetidae. The record is from the annotation of a GenBank genome assembly.